UUCUAUCUGCAUAUACAAAUGAUACUCUCUUUACACAUGGUUGCUUUUCCAUUCCUUUUUUCUGCUUACUUUACGAGAGAAAGGAAAGGCAAUAGUGUAUGUGUAUAUAAACAAAAGUUUAUAGCAAAAAUAAUUGAGCUUGGUUAAAAGCAAAAUAUAUUAUAAACAAUAAAGAAGGAAAAUUUUUCUGGUGUUGAAAAAGAGAACAGAGGAAAAGAGAGAAAGAGCAACGUCAGAGUUUGCCGUAGGGUUCUCCUUGGUUCGUGGUUUCUGGUACAGAUAGAAGGGAAUCCUUCUUCUCUCUCUCUCUCUCUCUUUCUCUCUCUUUUUCUGAGUUUGAACUUGGAGUAACUGGGUCUAUAUUUUUGUUCAUAUUAGAGUGGCCAUCACGGGAUUUUCUUGGUAUAUAUAAAAGAAACAAAAAUUGUCUCUUGGGUUGGUUCCAAGCAAGUAGAGGAAACUAUCCAUUAAGUUUAUAGUAUUUUUGUUUGACAGAUGUAGAGAACUCUCCAGUUUUCUGUUUUUUUUUUUUUAACACAUACAUUAUUUUUUCUUUGUUCUGUUCUUUUCUCUCUUGUCCAGUUCCAGCUUUUUCCUUUUCUGUUUUAGGUGAGGUUUGUCCUCAGAUCCCAGAAGCUAGCAAGACUUGUAAAUACAAAAAACUCAGAUCUAUGGCUCAUGAUAAUUCACAAAACUCCAAAUAUGGGAAAAGAUGAUGAAGGGUUUGAUGUUCCAAAAACCAUGUCUAAUUUGACUUCUGCAUCUGGUGAAGCUAGGGCUUCCUCAGGCAACAGAACCGAAAUUGGCACUGAUUACUCACAGCAAUACUUUACUCCACCACCAACUCAAACACAGCCUCCACUAAAGAAAAAGAGAAACCUUCCUGGCAACCCAGACCCGGAAGCUGAAGUUGUCGCCUUGUCUCCAAAGACUCUCUUGGCAACUAAUAGGUUCAUUUGUGAGAUCUGCAACAAAGGAUUUCAAAGAGACCAGAAUCUCCAACUUCACAGAAGAGGACACAAUUUACCAUGGAAGCUGAAGCAGAGAUCAAGCAAAGACAUUAUAAGGAAGAAGGUGUAUGUGUGCCCAGAACCUAGUUGCGUGCACCACGAGCCUUCAAGGGCCCUGGGGGACCUCACUGGCAUCAAGAAGCACUUCUGCAGAAAACACGGCGAGAAGAAGUGGAAAUGUGACAAGUGCUCCAAGAAGUAUGCUGUUCAAUCAGACUGGAAAGCUCACUCCAAGACCUGUGGCACUAGAGAGUACAGAUGUGACUGUGGAACCCUCUUCUCAAGGAGGGACAGUUUCAUAACACACAGAGCCUUCUGCGAUGCAUUAGCAGAGGAGAGUGCAAGAUCAGUGACAGGCAUAGUAGCCAACUCAACAACUCAACCAACUGAAGCAGCAGGAGUAGUGAUCUCUUCAUCCUCUCUUCAUCAAGACAUGAUCCAUGCUAGUAAUAAUAAUUUCCCAUUGAAGAAAGAGCAACAAGGUUGCAUACCCCAUUGGCUUGGGCAACCAUCACCCUCUUCUGCUUCAUCAUCAUUCUUGUUCUCUCAUCAAGAUCAUCAUCUCCAUGAAAACCCUAACCCUAGAGGUGGUCCCACUCUUCUUCCUCCUCCUUACCACCAAACAGCUCCUCACAUGUCAGCCACAGCAUUGCUGCAGAAAGCAGCCCAAAUGGGUGCAACGAUGAGCAAAACCGGCUCCAUGAUUAGGACCCACCAACAGCAGGCUCACGUGUCUGCCAAUGCUGCUUUGAAUUUGUCCUCACGUGACCACCAGAUGAACCCCACUCCCCAUGACUUGCUACCUUUCGGGAAUAAUAAAGCUGUUGAUAACGGUGUUGGUGUUUCUCCUUCACUCCUUCAUCAUGUUAUCAAUUCUUUCUCUUCUUCCCCCUUUGAAGGGACUUUUGAGGACACUUUUGGUGGUGGCGAUGCCAUGACCGCCGAUGAAGGUGGCGGUGGCGGUGCCGGAGGAAACAAUAACGAAGGCUUGACAAGAGAUUUCUUGGGUCUUAGACAUCUCUCUCACACUGAUAUCCUCAACAUUGCUGGCGUGGGAAACUGCAUGAACUCCUCCCAACACAACCAAACCCGAAACCCUUGGCAAGGUUAACUCCAUAUGUCUUAUACAUAUUUGGAUUCUUUUUCUUUAAUAUAUUAAUAUACAUUUAUUUUAGCUUAUUUUUAAAUUUUGCUUUUGUUUAUGAUAUAUAUUGUCAAUCUUCCCGAACCUUUCGGAAUCCCAA
Molecule: messenger RNA, 2254 nt
Organism: Glycine soja
Lineage: Eukaryota; Viridiplantae; Streptophyta; Magnoliopsida; Fabales; Fabaceae
Product: protein indeterminate-domain 11-like
Exons: 3
Coding region: 679-2121 (480 amino acids)
Cellular component (GO): nucleus
Molecular function (GO): DNA-binding transcription factor activity
Source: RefSeq, a predicted model, not a curated record